Molecule: messenger RNA, 798 nt
Organism: Saccostrea cuccullata (small rock oyster)
Lineage: Eukaryota; Metazoa; Mollusca; Bivalvia; Ostreida; Ostreidae
Exons: 4
Coding region: 1-798 (265 amino acids)
Source: RefSeq, a predicted model, not a curated record
AUGGCUAUGGAAGGAAUCAGAAGAAGGAUAUGGCUGCUUCCAUUUCUGAAGAAGAUCAAGGAAGAGGAUUUGCCUGGUAUUGAUGAAAAGAUGGAGAAGAUUUCACAACAGAUGGCAGAAAAUGAAGAACUAUGUGUCUCCGAGAUUAGAAAGUUACAGAUGCAUUAUUUAGAGAAGAAGAAAAAGAGAAUUAUUGAUACAAUUGAAUUCAUCGAAGAGAACAAUGACACCAUUUCAGAUUACAGCUUGAUUGACAACCACAAAGAACUGACAAGAAUAUUGUCUGAACUGGAGAUCAAUACGACAGACUUUGAACUUUCAACAACGUACAUGUAUAUUAGGGAAGAUGAAUCAAAAUAUACAGACAAAGUGAACGAGGAAGGAACCAAACUGGGUGAACUUAAAAUGUCUCCUGAUGAUAUUUGUGUGACUGAAAACGGUAAUAUUUAUAUUACUGAUAAUAGAAAAACAUUCAUUAGCUGUCAGUCACCAUUAAGAUCUGUCUCUACUGUCAUCAGUACAGAUCCACUGGUACCUUUCGGAAUCUGUCAGUCGGUGGACGGUGGACUACUGGUCACCUUGAGAGACAAUAAAUUAGACAAUGAAUCAGAUGUUUACGAAUUGGAGUCACACAGCAGACGUCUGGUGAGACACAUCACAGUGACAGGUGACGUCAUCCAUGAGCAUGAGUACCAGGAGGACGGUCACACCAGACUGUUUACAUUACCAGGCAGUGUCACACAGAACAGUAACAGUGAUAUUUGUGUACAAGUACAAGUAUAUCUACAGGUGAUCUAG